Messenger RNA from Zootoca vivipara (common lizard), 2358 nucleotides. NCBI's taxonomy places the organism in Eukaryota, Metazoa, Chordata, Lepidosauria, Squamata, Lacertidae. The record is from RefSeq and is a predicted model, not a curated record.
UGGUGUGGGAUUGGUGGUGCUUAUGCAUGCAAUUCUUGUGCAGCCUCCCAUCUACACAACAUUGUGUGUUGCUUCCAGCAAAGUUUUACUCAGGGCAGACAUGGGAUGAGGGAGAAAUCCAACUCAGUUCACAUUUAAAGGGGAACAGUAGUGGAGCUGUCUUUUUAGGGGGGGAACAACAUAGUUGGAGUACAGCAUUUUUAUGUUUUUUUUUAAAUGGUGCGGUGUGUUCUAUUACCUUUAGGGUUCAUACAGACUUCCUUUUGUGCUGUGUUUCUUGGCACAGGUCUACGCUUUAAAGGGCCGCGUCCGAGUGAUUUUCUUUUUGCCCUGGUGCUUUCCCCGUAAAAACCUGCCCUUUACCACUGAAAACCCAAACUGAUGUUUGAACGUCAAAGAGCAGGAGUUCGCAGGCAAAACUCUGGGGCAAAAAAGGUGCUCAGACAUGGCACUUUAAGGCAUGGAUCUCUGUCCAGAAAGUGCUGUGCAAAAGGUGAUGUAUAGUUAGCUUUCGGCUCCUGGUUCAUUCCCCUCCUGCCCCCCUAGAGAUGCUUCACUUCCCAUGGGGCUUUGCAGUUUUCCUCCCAUUCCUCCUGGGCCUGGCGUCGGACCCUCGCGAUCCCUGCUACGAUGCCAACCAUCACCCGCACUACUGCCUCCCUGAACUCUCUGAAGUGGCCUCGGGGCGCCUGGUGGAAGUAUCCAGCACGUGCGGGAACCCUCCCGGACGACUGUGCGCCUUCCGGGACUCCGCUGACCCAGCCUCGAAAUUCUGCCAGCGCUGCAAAGAAAAUGCCCACUUGCCAGAGUUCCUCACCGACGCCGAGGGCAGCGCCACUUGCUGGUGGUCCCAGCCGGCAGCUAACGCCACACUGACUUUGGCUCUAGGACGCCGGGUGGAAGUUCUCUAUGUGGCUCUGCGGUUCUGCUCCCCGCGGCCAGAAUCCCUCGCAAUUUACAAGUCAAUGGACUACGGGCGCACCUGGGUGCCCUUCCAGUUCUUCUCCACGCACUGCCGGCGGCGUUACCAUUUGCCGCCAACCACCGCCAUCCUAAAACACAUGGAGCACGAGGCAGCUUGCGUCGAAGCCCAAACAGCCCCCAAGCCCCUGACUGGGGGGCUGGUGGCCUUUAUGCCCCUGGCAGGUCGUCCCUCCGCCAGGAUGUUUGAGUACAGCCCCGUGCUCCAGGACUGGGUCACAGCUACUGACCUCCGUGUGUCGUUCGACCGCAUGCACCCGACACGGGUGCUGGGGUUGCGGAGGAAGGAGGCGUCCUACGGAGUGGCGGAGCUGCAGGUUGGGGCCCGGUGCAAAUGCAACGGACACGCCUCACGGUGCGCAGCCGGCCGGGACGGAGGGGCACCCCAGUGCGAGUGCCGCCACAACACAGCCGGGCUGGAGUGUGACACCUGCAAAGCCUUCUACUGGGACAGGCCCUGGCAGCGGGCAACCCCCAAAGAUGCGCAUGAGUGUGUGGCUUGCGACUGCCACCUCCAUUCCCACCGUUGCCGGUUCAGCAUGGAGCUCUUCGAACUCUCGGGGCGCAGAAGCGGAGGGAUCUGCUUGAACUGUCGCCACCACACGGCGGGGCGCCACUGCCAGUACUGCCUGCCAGGCUUCAAGCGGGACCUCAGCAGGCCCAUGGUGAGCAGCAAGGCCUGUAAAGCCUGCCAGUGUCAUCCCAUUGGUGCGGUUGGCACCAUUUGCAACCAGACCACAGGGCAGUGCCAGUGCAAGAAUGGAGUCGCCGGCCUGACCUGCAACCGCUGCGCUCCAGGUUUCCAGCAAAGCCGAAGCGCCCAUGCCCCCUGCAUGCGGAUACAGGAAGAGAUGACGACGACCAUCGCCCCGCCGCAGGAGUGGAAUGCAGGUGAGAAAGAAGGAGGGUUGAUUUGGGAGGUGGUUUUACACCAGCCUAACCUGAUGCAUUCAAUAGGUACUGAAUGUCAGACCCACUGUAAGCCACCGCGAGGACGUGUCCAGAUGAACCUGAGGAACUACUGCAAAAAGGAUUACGUUCUCCGCGCGCAGCUGUUGGCCAUGGAGAAGUCGGGCACGUGGUGGCAGUUCACGGCCUCGGUCCUCACCGUCUACCGCCAGCGCCGGGUGCCCAUUCGGCGGGGCGAGCAGCCGCUCUGGGUGCCUGAGCAGGACCUGGCGUGCCGCUGCCUCCACCUCCAAGUCGGCAAAUCUUACCUGGUGAUCGGCAACGACGAGGAGUCGCCCGACCCUGCCCGGUUAAUCCUCGACAAAAACAGCCUGGCCCUGCCCUGGAGGGAUGCCUGGGCACACAAACUGCGCAGUUUCCAGCAGCAAAGCAGGCGUGGGAAAUGUAGACUCAGCUGAGUCAGCACAG